Messenger RNA from Sesamum indicum (sesame), 1190 nucleotides. Its product is annotated as phenylacetaldehyde reductase. Gene Ontology annotation, molecular function: oxidoreductase activity, acting on the CH-OH group of donors, NAD or NADP as acceptor. The record is from RefSeq and is a predicted model, not a curated record. Lineage: Eukaryota; Viridiplantae; Streptophyta; Magnoliopsida; Lamiales; Pedaliaceae.
CCUGUCAAAACACACACUACACAUACUGAAAGACACGGACAGGUGUUGAAGAGUGGGUUGGAAGCAGAAAUCAGCGCGGGGGAAAUCAUGAAGACAGUGUGUGUAACUGGAGCAUCAGGUUAUAUUGCUUCAUGGCUUGUCAAGUUCUUGCUCCAGCGGGGUUACACUGUCAAAGCAUGCGUUCGCGACCUCAAUGAUCCAAAGAAGACGGAGCACUUACUCGCGCUCGAUGGGGCCAAGGAGAGGCUUCAGUUGAUAAAGGCAAAUCUACUGGACGAAGGUUCUUUUGAUGCUGCAGUUGACGGCUGUGAUGGUGUAUUUCACACCGCGUCUCCCUUUCAUGAUCCAGGCGACAAUCCACAGGCAGAACUGAUUGAUCCUGCACUAAAAGGGACACUUAAUGUUCUUGGAUCAUGUGCUAAAUCGCCAUCCGUCAAAAGGGUUGUCUUGACAGCAUCUGUCGGUUCAGUUUAUGUUAAUGAAAGGACUCUAUCACCUGAAGUGGUAAUUGAUGAGACAUGGUGGUCUGAUUUGGAUUUCUGCAGACGAACUCAGCAAUGGUAUUCCCUCUCAAAGACAUUGGCCGAGCAAGCUGCCUGGAAGUUUGCCAAAGAGAAAGGAAUCGACUUGAUCGUCAUAAAUCCGUCCCUGGUUAUCGGUCCAAUAUUGCAGCCGACGCUUAACACUAGUUCUGCCGUCAUCUUGAGCAUGCUAAAUGGUGCGGAAACAUAUUUGAACAGGACCUACGGAGUUGUGAAUGUCAAAGAUGUCGCCAACGCACAUAUACUGGCGUUUGAGAAUCCAUCAGCUAACGGAAGAUACAUCUUGGCUGAAAGCGUCGCGCACUUCUCACGUCUCGUGGAAAUAUUGCGUGAAUUGUACCCAACUCUUCCUAUUCCUGAAAAGUGUGAAGACGACAAGUUCGCGCCGAUGCACCAGCUCUCGAGAGAAAAAGCAGAAAGUAUAGGUGUUGAAUUCAUUAGUCUCAGGGAAAGCCUGAAGGAAACUGUUGAAAGUUUGAUUGAGAAGAAGUUCUUGCCAGCUCCUUCAGCUAUCUGAGUGUCCCAAUGGUGUGUGUUUCUGUAAUUUGAGGGACAGGGAACUUCAUCUGCUUAGAUUCUAUAUUUGGGACAUGUUUUCCAUCUGUUUGCUCUUCUGAUUAUGAGAAAAUUAAAUAAAUUACAAAUUUA